AUGUCUUCCGACCAAGAGCAACGCCAAGAGGACCCCAAACCUCACCUCAAGAACAACCCUCACGGAGACUUCAAAGAGGCCGAGGCUUCACGUGAACCAUUCGAUCGGAGUGUCCAGUGGCGAAUGACCCAGGCUCCCAACCCGAACUGGAAGCCAGGAGACGGCGCCAAUGACGGCGGAGCCUGCCUGAAGAAAGAACACAUUGCCAUUGACCCCUACGAAGACGGCAGACCGGCGAGAUUCAAUUACAAACUGCUGAUCAGUGCCAUCAUCCCUCGACCGGUGGGAUUCAUCAGCACACGCAGCAAAGACGGCAGCUCGACGAACCUGGCUCCAUUCUCGUACAUGCAGGUCAUCAAUCACGAUCCUCCGAUCUUCAUCGUGGGACACGCGGGUGGCCUGGAGCAGGCGAAGGAUAGCCUGAGGAAUCUGGUGGAUUCGGGAGAGUGCACGAUCAACAUCAUCAGCGAGCAUUAUGUGGAGGCCGCGAAUGCGACGUCGGUGAACGCGCCUUAUGGAAUCUCCGAAUGGGCCUUGACGGGAUUGACCCCGGCGGAGUGUAAGCAGGUCAAGGCGAGCAGGGUGAAGGAGGCCGUCUUCAGCGUCGAGGGCAAGUUGAUGGAAACGAAGGAGUUUGAGAGUCGCGCUACGCCCGGGAAGAAGACGGGUGUGUUGGCCAUCAUUGAAGGUGUGCAAUUCUGGGCGAGAGAGGAUGCUAUUAAUGAGGACAAGAACUUGAUCGACCCGGCGGUGAGUUGAUGGAAUCUCUAUGUCACUGAUCAGUGAAUCCAUGCUAACAAAGAAUAUAGAUCUUGCGGCCAGUAGCUCGUCUUGGUGGAAUUACAUACGCUCGCACACUCGAAGGGAUGGAACUGCCCAGACCCGACUGGGAGGAGUACAAGAACGAGGCAGAAGCCAGGGGUAUUGUCAAACCCAAAGCCGACGGACAGUAA
Messenger RNA from Lecanosticta acicola, 953 nucleotides. The record is from the annotation of a GenBank genome assembly. NCBI's taxonomy places the organism in Eukaryota, Fungi, Ascomycota, Dothideomycetes, Mycosphaerellales, Mycosphaerellaceae.